This is a messenger RNA of Hemibagrus wyckioides, 1008 nucleotides long. RefSeq names its product olfactory receptor 2AT4-like. Gene Ontology annotation, molecular function: G protein-coupled receptor activity; olfactory receptor activity. The record is from RefSeq and is a predicted model, not a curated record. Gene Ontology annotation, cellular component: membrane. Bases 1 to 1008 code for a protein of 335 amino acids. The transcript is spliced from 3 exons. Gene Ontology annotation, biological process: G protein-coupled receptor signaling pathway. NCBI's taxonomy places the organism in Eukaryota, Metazoa, Chordata, Actinopteri, Siluriformes, Bagridae.
AUGUACAAAAAUAGAACAACAAACAUACCUGAGUUUAUCCUGCAAGGAUUUACAGGAAUUCCUGCUGAAUAUUAUGGAUUGUUGGGAACAUUUUUCCUCUUCAUUUAUCUGAUGCUGGUAUCUGGAAACAUUUUCAUCCUUGUAUUUGUGACAUGUGAAAAAAGUCUCCAGAAGCCAACAUACAUCAUUUUCUGUAAUCUUGCAAUAUCAGAUCUUGGAUUUGGAACCACAACUCUGCCCAGAAUCAUUGCUAAGUACUGGAUGUCUGAUAUCAUGUCAUUUAAUAGCUGUACCGCACAAAUGUAUCUUGUUCAUUAUUUUGGGACUUGCACCUCAUUUCUUAUGGCAUUAAUGGCUCUUGAUCGAUUUGUUGCCAUAUGUAACCCACUAAGAUAUCCAGUUCUCAUUAAGAACUCCAGUAUUGCAAUUCUUUGUUCAGUGUUUUGGAUUGUACCCUUCUUCAUUCUUGCUGGAACUGUUUCAUUUGCCCUUAGUGUGCCUUACUGUGGCCCAAAUAUUAUACGCCACUGCUACUGUGACUACAUUUCGGUAAUAAGCCUAGCAUGUGCAGACAUAACAGCCUUGAGAGUCACUACUACUUCCGUAGCUAUGGCAGUACUGUGGGGUCCUUUAUUUUAUAUCAUAUUUUCUUAUGUGGCCAUCAUUAUUUCAGUCAUGAAGAUCGCAAAUAAAGAGGGACGAUAUAAAACGUUUUUAACAUGUACUCCACAGCUGUUAAUCAUCUGUCUGUACUAUCUCCCCAGAAGUUUUGUGUAUUUGGCAUUUGCUAUUGGAUUUCGUUUUGAAUCAAAUCUUAAUAUUGCAUUGAUAAUGAUGUACAGUCUUUUCCCUGCCAUCAUCAAUCCACUCAUAUACUGCUUUAGGACCAAAGAAAUUAAAGACACAUUAAUGAGGAAAUUUAAGAUCUCACUGAGCAGCGCCUUCAUCCCAACGCGCCUCAAGACAACGACCAUCAACCCACUGCAAAACACCUGGCAGAUGCUUUGA